Molecule: messenger RNA, 2729 nt
Organism: Cottoperca gobio
Lineage: Eukaryota; Metazoa; Chordata; Actinopteri; Perciformes; Bovichtidae
Gene: slc24a2a
Product: solute carrier family 24 member 2
Exons: 12
Coding region: 468-2405 (645 amino acids)
Biological process (GO): intracellular calcium ion homeostasis; long-term synaptic depression; long-term synaptic potentiation
Cellular component (GO): plasma membrane
Molecular function (GO): calcium channel activity; calcium, potassium:sodium antiporter activity
Source: RefSeq, a predicted model, not a curated record
AGCCCAGCCCAGCACAAUAUCCUGCUACAUUAGCAAGGUAUUUUCGACCCGGGGAUUUUUUUUUCUCCCCUCAUCCGAGACGGGAGGGAUGCUGCUGCUGCUGCUGUGAGGGAGAGAGGUGAGCGCAGUUGGAAAAGCAUUUUUUUUCUCUCCUCCAAAGCUCCUCCUCUGUCGUUGGAGAGCAGAGACUGGUCACAUUUUUUUUGCUCAAUGAGAGCAAAAGGGCACGGGAGAGGAUUUCCUAAUUUCAACCUGCUGAUGUGCCGUGCGGCUGUUUUCUCGCCUCUGUCAAAGAGGCUAAUAUGAAGACAUCAUUAGGCAAACCAGACCCUGGAAAGCAUCUACAAUCUUUCCACCUCAUUUGAAACUGAAGACGACAUCAUGCAUUGUCUCCGGUAAAGCUGCUCCCCGCUCUCCCCUCUUCCGACCCAGCCAUUGAGAGUGAGGACGCCACACGCUGCUCAGACAUGGGUUCAGAUCAACUCUGCAUGGAUUCACUAGAGAGAAGGCCCGUGUCGGGCGCAGCCUGUAGGCGGCAGGCCUACCGGUUACUGCGGAAAAAGCUGAGGCCAGUGCGAAUCUUAGGGUUCGUCCUCAGCCUGGUGGUCCUAAGUGCUGUCUCCUUCAGUGCCUUGACCUGGAGCUCAGGUGGUUUCAGUGAGCCGGUGCUCCCCCAGGAGUCGGCCCCCCACAGGACUCUACUUUCAACACAAAACCAGAGGGACGCCAAUGUGUCAGCCGACAUGCCCCUAGCCAUGAAAUCUACAGCAAAUAGCAACGACAGCCAUGGGGAUUACCCGCCAGACCUUUUCACCCUUAAUGAGAGGCGCCAAGGAGCAGUGGCCCUCCACAUGUUCGGCAUGAUCUACAUGUUCAUUGCCUUAGCCAUAGUGUGCGACGAGUUCUUUGUCCCAGCGCUGACAGUGAUCACGGAGAAGCUGACCAUUUCAGAUGAUGUAGCGGGCGCCACCUUCAUGGCGGCUGGCGGCUCAGCCCCGGAGCUCUUCACCUCCAUCAUCGGCGUCUUCAUCUCGCACAGCAACGUGGGCAUCGGGACCAUCGUGGGCUCGGCCGUCUUCAACAUCCUCUUUGUGAUCGGGAUGUGCGCCAUCUUCUCCAAGGAGAUCCUCAACCUGACAUGGUGGCCCCUCUUCCGCGACGUCUCCUUCUACAUCCUGGAUCUGAUCAUGCUCAUCAUCUUCUUCCUGGAUAACUUCAUCUCCAUUUGGGAAAGUAUCACGCUGCUCUCAGCCUACGCCGCCUACGUGAUCUUCAUGAAGUGCAACAGCACAGUUGAGAGAUUUGUCAAAGGUUGCAUGAACAAGAACCAAGUGGUAGAAGUAGAAGUACAGCCCAAGGAUGAGAAGACAAUUCCUACGACGCCAGAGGAUGACAGCAAGUUGUCGGCCAGGCCUCGGCUUCAGAGGGGGGGGAGUUCCGCCUCCCUGCACAACAGCCUGAUGAGGAACAGCAUCUUCCAGCUCAUGAUUCACACGUUGGAUCCUUUAAGUGAAGAAUUUGCUGACUCUGAGCUUGGGACUUAUGGGAAACUAAAAUAUUAUCACUCAAUGACUGAGGAAGGUAAAUUUCGAGAGAAGGCAUCAAUCCUUCACAAGAUCGCUAAAAAGAAAUGCCAAGUGGAGGACAGCGAGAAGGCCAAUGGAGUCGCGAGUCGUUCAGAUAAGAACCUUCCCAAUAGCUCCAGCGUGGAGGUGGAAGUAACACCACCGAUGAACGGCACAGCAGGUCAAGAGGGGGAGACGGCUGAGGAGGAGGAGGAGGACGACCAGCCUCUGAGCCUGUCCUGGCCCGAGUCCAACCGCAAGCGCCUCACGUACCUCUUAAUCAUACCCAUCGUCCUCCCCCUGUGGCUGACGCUGCCUGACGUCAGGAAGCCGACGGCCAAGAAGUUCUUUCCCCUCACCUUCGUGGGUGCCAUCUGCUGGAUCGCAGGCUUCUCCUAUUUAAUGGUGUGGUGGGCUCACCAGGUUGGAGAGACCAUCGGGAUUACAGAGGAGAUUAUGGGCCUGACUAUAUUAGCAGCUGGAACCUCCAUCCCUGACCUCAUCACCAGUGUGAUUGUGGCACGCAAGGGGCUGGGCGACAUGGCUGUGUCCAGCUCUGUAGGCUCCAACAUCUUCGACAUCACUGUCGGACUGCCGUUCCCCUGGCUCAUGUGGUCCUUUUUCAGCGGCAUGAAACCGGUGCAGGUCAGCUCCAACGGCCUCUUCUGUGCCAUCGUGCUCCUCUUCAUCAUGCUCCUCUUCGUCAUCAUCUCCAUCGCCGCCUGCAAGUGGCGCUUGAGCAAGCUGCUCGGCUUCAUCAUGUUCAUGCUGUACUUCGUCUUCCUGGUGCUCAGCGUCAUGCUGGAGGACAAGGUCCUCACCUGUCCGGUGUCCAUCUGAGGACCUUGGAGGAGCCGCGCCCUCUCCCUUCGUCACCGCCACAACCACCGCCGACACAACCAUCCUUCAUGUCUGCCAUCGCUCCCACCUGACCCUUGUGAUCCUUUACCCCAGGAAUAAGAGAAGAAGAAGGAGGAGAACUGGACAAGAGCAAAAUAUAAAAAUAGGAAGAAAAAAACUAUUUUCAGAAGCAGGUGGUGGCGGGGAGGGGUUAAACCAACAAGGGCACAAGACUUUGGCUUGGCUGGUUUAGCAUAGGCCCGACCUGAGUGGAUCUUUAUUCUUUAUUAUUAUUUAACUGGCAGGUGAGGAGGUGGGGGGGGG